AUGGAUUCAGAUAUAGCUGAAUGGUUAACGAAGUAUUCUGAAAUAGGAAGUAUGAGAAGAGAAUUGGAUGAUAAUCUUUAUAUAUACUUGAAUUUUCUCAAUACAAUAUUAGAAUUAAAGAAUAUGACGUUGAAGUUUUCACAUAGAAAAUCAGAAGUGAUGGAAGAUAUGCAGGAGAUUAAACUACCAGCUCUUAAGAAAGAAUUAAUCAAGUGUAAGGAUUCGAUUGAAGAAAUUGUAAUUAAAUUAGACAAUAUGAUAGUUGAUGAAUAUUGUCUAAGAUGGAAUCAUACACCAAUAGAAGGAGCGUAUAGAGAGUGGUUUAAAGAAAUAAAUAAUAAUAUAACAAAAAUUGAUAUCAUAUUAUUAGACUAUGUGAAAGAUUGUUUUAUUGAGACGAAUGGAGCGAAUAUUUUGAUUAAUUGGAAGGAGACAUUUAAAUUGAUAAAUAACGAAAUAAUAAUUUCUAAGAAUACAACUAACAGAGAAGACGCGGGAAUAAGAACGUGGCGUAUUAAAAAUUUUUUAAAGAUCUUACCAACGUAUGAGACGUUGUGGAAAAGAGGAGUUUGUGGAAUAACAAAUAGUAAAUGUCCUCGAUGCUCAAUAGAAGACGAGACAUGGGAACAUAUUUGGACAUGCGAUUCAAAUAAUUUUAUGACAGAAAUAAAUAUUUUUAAUAGUAGUAUUAAUCAAGUUUUAUUGGAUAAUCAAGACAUGUUGGAUGAUGAUAUAUCACGUAAAGAAUUUAUAGAUACAUUAUUAAGUAUAGCUUCAAGUCGCUCUUUUAUAAUGACAACGGAAGGUAUAAUUAGAGAAGUAACAAGAGGAUUAAUCAAUGAGAAAUGGUUAACUGUUUACAAAAACCAUAAAGAACGAAAACUCGUUUUAUUAAUUCUUAACGAGUAUUUAAAUGAGGUUCAUAAAAAGAUUUGGAUAGAGCGGUGCAACGAGACAAUUGAAUUAGAGAAACAAAUGGGUAUUUUUAAAGAUACUAAACGAAAAAGGAAUAAAAGUAAUGAUGAUGGAAAAAUACUGGAUUUUGAGAAAUUAGAAAAAACUAAAAACAGUAAAAAAAUCAAAAAAUUAGUAAAAAUAGAUUUAGAAGAACAAACAAAAAACGACGUAUUUAGAUUAGGAGAUCAUAAUAGAUUUAAAAUAGCUAGUCAAGUAAUUAGUAAUUUAGUAAAUACUUAGUUUAUGAGAAUAUUUCGUGAAUAGCACGCUGGUUACGAUAGUUUACACUUUAGAAAGAAUUCUAAAGUUUUUAUAUGGAGAGGUGUAGUUAGAAAUAACUAGCUUCAAUGUAUUUUUUUGUAUUUACUAGUUAAUGUAAUGCGUUAUAAUUUACUAAUAAAAUGAAUAAAAUACGUUUAUAAAAAUAAAAAAAAAAAAAUAAAUAG
Rhizophagus irregularis DAOM 181602=DAOM 197198 is the source of this 1403-nucleotide messenger RNA. RefSeq lists its product as uncharacterized. The record is from RefSeq and is a predicted model, not a curated record. Lineage: Eukaryota; Fungi; Glomeromycota; Glomeromycetes; Glomerales; Glomeraceae.